UAAUUAACUAACUCAUAAGGAUGUAAUUUGAUUAAAAAUAUUUUAUAGUAUCAAACAGAGGAAUAUACAUCAACUCAUUAAUUUGAAGUCUUUUUAUAGGAUUAAACUUAUCUUUAGUUAACUCUUAAACUGCUUCCCAUGCAGGACUUAGAUAUAAUGUGGCUUAGAGACCCGUUUGAGAGGUUUUUCAAAGAUGUAGACUUCCAAAUUGCUUGUGAUCGCUUUAAUGGAAACUCUAUGGACACAACAAACGAGCCAAAUGGGGGGUUCUUGUAUGUAAGAUCUAAUCAUAAGACCAAAGAUUUCUACAAGUUGUGGAUUGAGUCAAGAAAAAUUGAUCCAAAACUAAAUGAACAAGACGUGCUUAACAAGAUCAAGACCCACUCCUUUGUGUCUAAAAGGAAGAUGAUAAUUAGGUUCCUUGACACAACUUAUUUUGGAGGGUUUUGUCAAGUAAGUAGGGAUUUCAACAAAGUUUGUACCAUGCAUGCCAAUUGUUGUGUUGGUUUGGACAACAAGAUCUUUGAUCUUAAGAUUUUGCUUCAAGAUUGGAGACACUACAUCACUUUGAAUCCAAAUCAGAAAUUACAUUCACACCCUUCUUGGAGGGUUCCAAACAGUUGCAGAGUGAUUGAAGCCUAUUUGUCAGAGUUUAUGAUCGUGGAAAGCCAAUUGCUGGUCAAAUUCAAAUUGAAAAUGAAGGAAUAUAGAAAAGCAAAUGUACAAGUUCUUAAGCCUAUUUACCAUUUUUGUUCAUGUUAAUUAUAUAUUCAAGUUCUUAAGACAAAAGUUGAAGCAACCUGUGAAUUUCAAUACUCAUAGUUGACAUUCAGUCCUAACAUUUUAAUUAUCUUUUAUACCUUUUUUUAAUCUUUAUUGUUGUAUAUUUAUGAUAGCUUCUUCUUUUUCUUUUUUAAUUUGAAAAAAAAAGCACAA
This is a messenger RNA of Prosopis cineraria, 936 nucleotides long. RefSeq lists its product as uncharacterized. The transcript has 2 exons. The coding region runs from base 139 to 762 and encodes 207 amino acids. The record is from RefSeq and is a predicted model, not a curated record. Lineage: Eukaryota; Viridiplantae; Streptophyta; Magnoliopsida; Fabales; Fabaceae.